Molecule: messenger RNA, 1295 nt
Organism: Wallemia mellicola CBS 633.66
Lineage: Eukaryota; Fungi; Basidiomycota; Wallemiomycetes; Wallemiales; Wallemiaceae
Product: P-loop containing nucleoside triphosphate hydrolase protein
Exons: 4
Coding region: 10-957 (315 amino acids)
Molecular function (GO): GTPase activity; GTP binding
Source: RefSeq, a predicted model, not a curated record
AUAAAUGAUAUGUCUGAAUACAGGCAUUUACGGAGGCCACGCUAUGUUUCUUCUACAACGACAGACUACCCACAAUCGCAGCUUGAAGCAAAAAUUGUAAUCCUUGGUACACAGCGAGUUGGAAAGACUUCGUUAGUUGAAAGAUACACGAAUGGCGUAUUCAGUUCAAAUUGUACUGCAUCAACUAUCGGUGCAUCAUUCUUAACAAAACGCAUGUCCGUAGAUAAAACAAGAGUUAGGUUGCAGAUUUGGGAUACUGCAGGACAGGAACGCUUUCGUAGUAUGACACCGAUUUACUACCGUGGCGCACAUGCAGCUAUCAUCGUAUACGACAUCACAAACUACGACAGCUUUCUACAAGUACAAAGCUGGUUGAAAGAGUUAAUUGAGAAUCUAAACCAAAACAUUUUAAUAGCAGUCGUAGGAUCUAAGUCAGAUUUAUCCCCCUCUUAUCGUAAAGUUGACUUCAGUCACGCCAAGGAAAAGAUAAAGGAAUGGACCUGUGAUUAUUGCCAAAAUUUCGUUGAAUUCAUUAAAGACGACUUAACUCAACAGUCCCAACCAGCCCAAUCUCCGCAAUCACCCCCGAAUGUACAACGUUCACGCUCGAGAAGCACGUCAUCAUCCAUAAUCAGAUCAUUCUCAGACAAUAGCAACACAUUCGACACAACGGACAAUUCAGAUUUUCAGGGUGCGUCCCUUAUCGAUGAGGUCACUCUGGUGGAAGUCAGCGCCAAGGAUGACAGCGGUAUCAACGACUUGUUUUUAUAUAUCACUCGCAAAUUACUCGAGUCUAAGGUGCGUAUCACGAAAGAGCAAGCAACGAGACAUCGAGAGUCAAUCUUUUUAACUUCGUCAAUGGGUGAUGGGAGCGUAAUGUCAGACAGCAAUCUCGGACAAUCUUCCACAUCUAUGUCAAGAGCACCUUCAAGCAACAACAGCUGGUCAUGUUGUUAGAUAUCCUUAUGAAUAUACCCCUACUCUUGUAUCUAAACAAUAACUUGUAUGAUUUCUACACCAUAUUUACAAUAUUUCACUCUUCUUCUUAUCAAUAAGCUUCUUCCGAGCCUCCAAUAUCAUUUUCGCUUUGCGGUCUUUGAAUGCUUUCUCUCUUUCUGUUGUAGUGUUACCCCAACUAGCGGAUGGAUUUAUAGCGGUGCUUUCUUUAUCCUUAAGGUGGUACUUUUCUAUUAAAUUGCUAGCAUCCUUACCUGUUGCAGCACGUGAAGCCGUUAAUGUUUCUGUAAGUGGUUCUACAUCUAAAUGUGAAGGAAGUGUGAAUCCACUUGGUGGCU